AUGUCGUCUAUGCGAGGCUUGGUCCAGUUUAUUGCCGACUUGCGAAAUGCUAGAGCGCGCGAGUUGGAAGAGAAACGGGUGAACAAGGAAUUGGCCAAUAUCCGACAAAAGUUCAAGGGUGGAAGUCUCAAUGGAUAUCAGAAGAAGAAAUACGUCUGCAAAUUACUCUAUGUCUACAUCCAGGGGUACGAUGUUGACUUCGGUCAUCUGGAAGCCGUCAACUUGAUAUCUUCCACCAAGUACUCGGAGAAGCAGAUCGGGUACUUGGCCGUGACUUUAUUUUUCCAUGAGCAGCAUGAGCUAUUGCACCUUGUUGUUAACAGUAUUAGGAAGGAUUUGUUGGACCAUAAUGAAUUGAAUAAUUGUUUGGCGCUACAUGCCGUUGCCAACGUCGGUGGUAGGGAAAUGGGUGAAGCACUGUCAACUGAUGUUCACCGGUUGCUGAUUUCUCCCACGUCCAAGGCCUUCGUAAAGAAGAAGGCUGCCCUAACACUCCUCCGUCUAUACCGCAAAUACCCCGGUAUCGUGCAAAUCGAGUGGGCUGAGCGGAUAAUAUCUUUGAUGGACGAUCCAGAUAUGGGUGUCACCCUAUCUGUCACCUCCUUGGUCAUGGCAUUGGCCCAGGACAAACCAGAAGAAUACAGAGGGAGCUACGUUAAGGCUGCCCAGCGACUGAAGAGAAUCGUAGUUGAUAAUGAUGUUGCUCCGGACUACCUUUAUUAUCGUGUGCCGUGUCCAUGGAUUCAGGUCAAGUUGCUACGGCUGCUGCAAUACUACCCUCCAUCAGAGGACAGUCAUGUCCGCGAGAUUAUCCGUGAGUCUUUACAGCAAGUCAUGAAUAUAGCUAUGGACACGCCGAAGAACGUCCAGCAGAACAACGCGCAGAAUGCAGUGCUCUUCGAAGCCAUCAACCUCCUCAUUCACCUUGAUACUGAGCACAGUCUCAUGAUGCAAGUCUCGUCACGUCUAGGCAAAUAUAUUCAAUCGCGGGAGACGAACGUUCGGUACCUUGGCCUCGAGGCUAUGACGCACUUCGCAGCCAGGGCAGAGACUCUUGAUCCUAUCAAGAAACACCAGAACAUUAUCCUUGGAUCACUUAGAGACAGGGACAUCAGCGUUCGCCGCAAGGGUCUGGACCUGAUUUACAGCAUGUGCGACACAACGAACGCCGGCCCAAUUGUCAAUGAGCUUUUGAAGUAUCUUCAAACAGCCGAUUACGGGAUUAGGGAGGAAAUGGUACUGAAGGUUGCUAUUCUUACAGAAAAGUAUGCUACUGACGCCCAGUGGUACAUCGACAUGACCUUAAAGCUCUUGUCUUUGGCGGGUGACCAUGUCAACGAUGAGGUGUGGCAACGAGUGAUCCAGAUCGUGACGAACAACGAGGAGCUACAGGCCUAUGCGGCGCACACGCUUCUCAAUUAUUUAAAGACUGACUGCCACGAAAGCCUGGUGAAGAUUGGAUGCUACGUUCUGGGCGAAUUUGGACAUCUUAUUGCGGACAACCAAGGCUCCAGCCCCAUCGAACAGUUCCUGGCAUUGCAAGCCAAGAUGAUUACCAGCACCGACAACACCCGCGCGAUGAUUCUCUCAUCUUUCAUUAAAUUCGUCAACCUCUUUCCUGAGAUCAAACCCCAGCUUCUUCAUAUAUUCCGGCUGUAUAGUCACUCUCCCGACUCAGAACUUCAACAACGAGCUUUUGAAUACCUGUCGCUGGCGACUCUUCCCACAGACGAUCUUCUGCGGACAGUUUGCGACGAGAUGCCACCCUUCUCGGAGAGAGCAUCAAUUCUCCUCUCUCGGCUUCACCAGAAGACGGCUGGCACAACUGAUAAGAAGACCUGGGUUGUUGGUGGCAAGGAUGCUAAUCAAGAUCAGAAGGAGGUCCUUAUGGCGCAAAAUACUGGACUUAAGCGUACAUUUACUACGAUUGUCAAUGGCACUAACACUGGAACAAACGGUACAGCGGCAUCGCCAGUAUCAACAAGUGCGACAGGGGACCUAGCAGGACUGGACCUCAGCGCUUCAUCUACUCCGCCUCCUCCUAACAUGGCCAGCGCAGCCCAUCUUACGCCGGACUGGGAUAUCGGGUACAACCGGUUAUAUUUCAAGGAGCAAGGUGUGCUGUUUGAGGAUGCUCAAAUUCAGGUUGGCUUGCGAUCCGAGUACCGUGGUCAUAUGGGCGUGGUGAAAAUCUACAUUUCUAACAAGUCGUCCUUUCCCAUUGGAUCAUUAACGACGACGCUAGACAACCGUGCAGCGCCCAACCUCAAAGUAGACACCAAAAGCUUACCCGAGCCUUCUCUUCCUGCUGCCAGUCAAACCCAGCAAACUUUUUUCUUUGAGGCUCAUGGCCCAUUCACUGAUGCGCCUACCAUUCGCAUCUCUUACCUUGCAGGUUCCCUUCAGGCCUAUACGUUACAACUUCCCGUCCUCAUGCACCGGUACUUGGAGCCGUCGACCUUGUCGGCUGAAGAAUUCUUUAAACGGUGGAGACAGAUCGGUGGGCAACCCCUUGAAGCACAGAAUACGUUUGGGGUAUUAGCAAAAGCAAAGGACAUCAACGAGACAUUCACGCGGCAGACGGUGGAAGGGUUCGGUUGGAGAAUUGUUGACAAUGUGGACCCCAACCCGAAGAACAUUGUAGGCUGUGCUGUGUACCAUUUUGGCACAGGGAAGACAGGAUGUCUUCUACGACUGGAGCCUAAUUAUGAGAAGAUGAUGUAUCGCAUCACCAUCCGAGCCACACAGGAAGCCGUGCCACAAGCGCUGGCCAAGCAGAUGGAGCAGAUAUUGGCGCAGGGAAACACAUCCGAUCGUUAUGCAUAG
Messenger RNA from Aspergillus bombycis, 2826 nucleotides. RefSeq names its product AP-2 complex subunit alpha. Gene Ontology annotation, biological process: intracellular protein transport; clathrin-dependent endocytosis. The coding region runs from base 1 to 2826 and encodes 941 amino acids. Gene Ontology annotation, molecular function: clathrin-cargo adaptor activity. The transcript is spliced from 4 exons. Gene Ontology annotation, cellular component: AP-2 adaptor complex; membrane coat. NCBI's taxonomy places the organism in Eukaryota, Fungi, Ascomycota, Eurotiomycetes, Eurotiales, Aspergillaceae. The record is from RefSeq and is a predicted model, not a curated record.